Molecule: messenger RNA, 6545 nt
Organism: Populus euphratica (Euphrates poplar)
Lineage: Eukaryota; Viridiplantae; Streptophyta; Magnoliopsida; Malpighiales; Salicaceae
Gene: CALS7
Product: glucan synthase-like 7
Exons: 42
Coding region: 341-6310 (1989 amino acids)
Biological process (GO): (1->3)-beta-D-glucan biosynthetic process
Cellular component (GO): 1,3-beta-D-glucan synthase complex; plasma membrane
Molecular function (GO): 1,3-beta-D-glucan synthase activity
Source: RefSeq, a predicted model, not a curated record
UUCCCGCCACCAAUCCCAGCUUGCACUUACAAAAGCAAAAAGUGCACCACCUCUAAAAAAAAAAUUCCCUAAAUCCAAUUCUUUUCUGGCUACCGGAGCAAUCACUUUGCGUCUUUGACCCCCUCCACACUCAAAGCAUCCACUUUCUCUCUAUAUAUACAAAAAGAAGUAUGUCCUCUCUCAUUCUCACGAUUACCACCACUGCGGCAACAUUCUCUAGCAUAACAAACAAGAUAGCGAAAAUCAAAGGAACCUGGAUCGUCUUUUCUCAACUUGAAAUCAAAGGCAUUGUUGUUAUAAUUUCUAUUGCUUUUUGUGGAUUGGCUUGGUGUGAUUGGAGAUGGCGAGUUCGAGUGGGACCAAGAAUGAAGGGGUUCCGCUGCGUUCGCUGUCUCGGAAAAUGACGCGAGCGCAGACGAUGGUGUUGAAUUUGGCUGGUGAGGAUAGUCCUCUUGUUGAUAGUGAGGUUGUGCCGUCUUCUUUGGCCUUUAUCGCUCCUAUUCUUCGCGUUGCUAACGAGAUUGAGAAGGAAAAUCCUCGGGUCGCCUAUCUCUGCCGAUUCCAUGCGUUUGAGAAGGCUCAUGAGAUGGAUCGGACGUCGAGUGGACGUGGAGUUCGACAGUUCAAGACCUAUUUGUUGCACAGGCUUCAGAAGGAAGAUGUAGAAACAAAGCCUCAGCUUGCUAAAACUGAUCUGGGCGAAAUCCAGUUGUAUUACCAAAAAUUCUACAAGGAGAACAUUAAAGAUGCACAGCAUACAAAAAAACCGGAGGAGAUGGCUAAGAUUCUUCGCAUUGCUACAGUAUUAUAUGAUGUGCUGCAAACAGUCAUACCUGCAGGAAAAGUUGACAAUGAGACAGAGAAAUAUGCUGAGGAUGUUAAGAGGAAAAGGGGACGGUACGAACACUACAACAUUCUUCCACUGUAUGCUGCUGGGGUAAAACCAGCAAUCAUGGAACUUCCAGAGAUCAAAGCCGCACUUCAUGCUCUACGUGAUGUGGAUAACCUUCCAAUGCUCAGAAUUAGACUACCGCAUGAUUCCUCUAGUGACAUGCAUAAGGAAAGGGUUAUAUCUGUCAAUGACAUACUUGAUUGGCUCUCAUCUAUUUUUGGGUUUCAGCGAGGAAACGUGGCAAAUCAGAGGGAGCACCUGAUAUUGCUACUAGCCAAUAUGGAUGUAAGGAAUAGGAGUCUUGACGAUUAUACUACGCUCAAUAGUGGGACCAUACAACGAUUGUUGGAAACAGUUUUCAAGAAUUAUCAUUCGUGGUGUAACUAUUUGCGUUGUAAAUCAAAUCUUGAGUUUCCCACAAAGUCUGACAACCAACAGUUGAAGCUUAUUUACAUUGCACUCUAUCUUCUUAUAUGGGGUGAAGCUUCAAAUAUACGAUUCAUGCCAGAAUGCAUUUGCUAUAUCUUCCACAAUAUGGCACAUGAAGUCUAUGGAAUAUUAUAUAGCAACGUGCAUCCUGCUAGUGGGGAGACAUAUGAAACAACAGCACCUGAUGAUGAAACCUUUCUGAGAAAUGUUAUCACCCCAAUCUAUAAGGUUUUGCGCAAGGAAGCAAGGAGAAACAAAGGAGGCAAGGCUAGCCAUUCAAAAUGGAGAAAUUAUGAUGACCUGAACGAGUACUUCUGGUCUGACAAGUGUUUCAAGUUAAAUUGGCCAAUGGACCUUCGAGCAGAUUUUUUUGUUCAUUCUGAUAAGUUGUCGCAUGCAAAUGAGAGGUCUAACCAAGGUACUGGUGGAACGAGGAAGCCUAAGACUAAUUUUGUUGAAGUCCGCACUUUCUGGCACCUUUUUAGGAGUUUUGACCGAAUGUGGAUAUUUUUUAUAUUGGCUUUGCAGGCUAUGAUAAUUAUUGCGUGGAGUCCUACUGGAUCUAUUGUAGCUUUUUUUGAUGAGGAUGUCUUCAAAAGUGUUCUGAGCAUUUUUGUCACUUUUGCAUUCCUUAAUCUUUUGCAAGCUUCUCUAGAUAUAAUUCUGAGUUUUAAUGCAUGGAGGAGUUUAAACGUAACACAGAUACUACGAUACCUUCUAAAGUUUAUUGUGGCUGCUGUAUGGGCCGUGGUUCUGCCAAUUGGUUAUUCCAGCUCUGUACUGAAUCCAACCGGACUUGUAAAGUUUUUUAGCACUUGGUCUAUGGAUUGGCAGAAUCAAUCAUUUUAUACUUACGCCGUGACAAUUUAUUUGAUACCAAAUGUGUUGGCUGCUUUACUUUUUGUGUUUCCACCUUUACGGAGAACCAUGGAACGUUCAAACUGGCAAAUUGUCACUCUCAUAAUGUGGUGGGCUCAGCCAAAACUAUAUUUAGGAAGAGGCAUGCAUGAGGAUAUGUUCUCACUUUUAAAGUAUACUUUGUUCUGGGUCCUGUUGAUAAUUUGCAAGCUAGCAUUUAGCUACUAUGUGGAGAUACUGCCUCUAGUUGAACCGACAAAGUUGAUUAUGGAGAUUCAUGUUAAUAACUAUCAAUGGCAUGAAUUCUUUCCCCAACUUCCGUAUAACAUUGGUGUUGUUAUCUCUAUAUGGACUCCUAUUCUUCUGGUUUAUUUUUUGGAUGCACAAAUAUGGUAUGCCAUAUUUUCUACUCUUGUUGGUGGGAUUCAAGGAGCCGUCAGCCAUUUGGGUGAGAUAAGGACCUUAGGGAUGUUACGGUCCAGAUUUGAAUCCGUGCCUUCAGCUUUCAGUCACCAUCUUGUGCCAUCACAUGAGGAUACUCCAAGGAAACAUUUGGAUGAGGAAUCAGAAAGAAAAAAUAUUGCAAAUUUUUCACAUGUGUGGAAUGAGUUCAUAUAUUCUUUGAGAAUGGAAGAUUUGAUCAGCAAUCAUGAAAAGGACUUGCUACUUGUGCCUUAUUCUUCAAGUGGUGUCUCUGUCUUCCAGUGGCCUCCUUUUUUGCUUGCUAGCAAGAUCCCUAUAGCACUGGACAUGGCAAAAGAUUUCAAGGGCAAGGAGGAUGCUGAGUUAUAUAGAAAGAUGGAUGAGUAUAUGCAAUCAGCAGUGACUGAGUGUUAUGAGGCAUUGGAGUACAUAAUAUUUGGCCUUCUGGAAGAUGAUGCAGAUAAGAUGAUUGUCAGACAAAUUCUUCACGAGGUAAAUAUAAGCAUACAACAACAUAGAUUUUUGAAUGAGUUCCGGAUGAGUGGAUUGCCUAUGCUUAGUGAAUGUUUGGAGAGAUUUCUAAAAGACUUGCUAGGUGAUUGUGCUAAUGAUGACAUCUACAAAUCUCAGAUAGUUAAUGAUCUCCAGUCUAUUAUAGAAAUUAUCACUCAGGAUAUUAUGUUGCAUGGCCAUGAAAUUUUGGAAAAAGCUCACUCCAACACCUUGAGUGAUCAAAGUAGUAUGAAAGAACAGAUGUUUAGAAAGAUAAAUCUAAGUCUUGCAUAUAACAAUUAUUGGAGGGAGAAGGUCCUCAGGCUUCAUUUACUUUUGACCACGAAGGAAUCUGCCAUAAAUGUGCCAUCAAACUUGGAUGCUCGCCGCCGAAUCACUUUCUUUACAAAUUCCUUAUUUAUGAACAUGCCGAAGGCUCCAAAAGUCCGAGACAUGUUCUCUUUUAGUGUUUUGACUCCCUAUUACAAAGAAGAUGUUCUUUAUUCCGAUGAUGAACUUCAUAAGGAAAAUGAAGAUGGGAUAACGAUUUUGUUCUACCUAAAGACAAUAUAUCGUGAUGAAUGGAAAAAUUUUGAGGAACGUAUAAAUGAUCAGAAACUUAUGUUAUCUCCCAAAGAGAAGAUGGAGUUUACUCGUCAGUGGGUAUCCUAUAGGGGGCAGACCCUUGCUAGAACAGGUUUGAAUAGUGAAGGUUUUUGGUGCUUUAUUUACUUGCUUCAUUUGUGGAUGUUGACUAGGCCAUCAUGUGACCGUGUGUGUGUGCACGUGUACGGGUGCACACAUAAUUCUCUAUGUUUUCUUUUUCCAGUGAGAGGGAUGAUGUACUAUAGACAAGCCCUAGAACUUCAGUGCUUAUUAGAAUUUGCAGGAGAUGAUGCCCUUUUGAAUGGCUUCCAUACCUUGGAACCUGAGACGGAUCAAAAAGCUUAUUUUGAUCAGGCACAAGCUCUGGCUGAUUUGAAGUUCACCUAUGUUGUUUCUUGUCAGGUGUAUGGGGCUCAAAAAAAAUCCACUGAACAACGGGACCGGAGUUGUUACAACAAUAUUCUGAAUUUAAUGUUAGCGAAUCCAUCAUUGCGUGUUGCUUACAUAGAUGAAAGAGAGACCACAGUGAAUGGAAAAUCUCAAAAGCUGUAUUACUCUGUUCUCGUCAAAGGGGGUGAUAAGUAUGAUGAGGAAAUCUACCGAAUCAAGCUUCCAGGUCCUCCGACAGAUAUUGGUGAAGGAAAACCUGAAAAUCAAAAUCAUGCCAUUAUUUUUACUCGUGGAGAAGCCCUACAGACUAUAGACAUGAAUCAGGACAAUUACUUUGAAGAAGCUUUUAAAAUGAGAAAUGUGUUGGAGGAGCUUAAAAAAUCUCAUUGUAGGAAACAAAACCCAACGAUUUUGGGUAUAAGGGAGCAUAUAUUUACUGGAAGUGUUUCAUCACUCGCUUGGUUCAUGUCCAAUCAAGAGACCAGCUUUGUGACUAUUGGCCAACGUAUCUUGGCUAGUCCUCUAAGGGUACGAUUCCAUUAUGGCCAUCCUGAUAUAUUUGACAGAAUCUUCCACAUAACAAGGGGUGGCAUAAGCAAAGCUUCAAAAAUAAUAAAUUUAAGCGAGGAUAUAUUUGCAGGAUACAACACAACUCUACGUGGGGGAUAUGUAACACAUCAUGAAUACAUACAAGUAGGAAAAGGGCGUGAUGUGGGGAUGAACCAAAUAUCAUCUUUUGAGGCAAAGGUUGCAAAUGGAAAUGGAGAGCAGACCCUUAGCCGUGAUGUUUAUCGAUUAGGGCGACGUUUUGACUUCUAUAGGAUGCUCUCGUUCUACUUUACAACAGUUGGUUUCUAUUUCAGUAGCAUGAUAACCGUGCUUACUGUAUAUGUGUUCUUAUAUGGACGCUUAUACAUGGUAAUGAGUGGAUUAGAAAGGGAGAUUCUUAUGGACCUGAGCGUAAAUGAAAGCAAGGCCCUCGAACAGGCUUUGGCUCCGCAAUCCAUUUUUCAGCUAGGCUUGUUGCUUGUGUUACCCAUGGUCAUGGAAAUUGGUUUGGAGAAAGGGUUCCGCACUGCUCUGGGUGAUUUUGUCAUUAUGCAGCUACAGCUUGCCUCAGUGUUCUUUACAUUCCAGCUUGGAACUAAAGCACAUUAUUAUGGAAGAACAAUCUUGCAUGGUGGUUCCAAAUAUCGAGCUACUGGGCGUGGCUUUGUUGUUUUCCAUGCAAAGUUUGCCGAAAACUACAGGCUAUACUCACGAAGUCACUUUGUUAAGGGAUUGGAACUAUUUAUAUUGUUGGUCGUGUAUGAAGUCUACGGGAAAUCAUAUCGCAGUUCAAGUCUUUAUUUGUUUGUCACCUUGUCCAUGUGGAUCCUGGUUGGAUCCUGGUUGUUUGCUCCAUUUGUGUUCAAUCCAUCUGGAUUUGACUGGCAAAAAACAGUGGAUGAUUGGACAGAUUGGAAAAGGUGGAUGGGAAAUCGUGGUGGUAUAGGGAUUGCACCUGAUAAAAGUUGGGAAUCAUGGUGGGGUGGAGAACAAGAACAUCUCAAGCACACAAAUAUCAGGGGAUGGUUACUUGAAAUAAUCCUCGCAUUUCGCUUCUUUAUCUACCAAUAUGGCAUUGUGUACCACCUUGAUAUAGCUCAUCACAGCAAAAGUUUGCUGGUUUAUGGACUUUCAUGGAUAGUUAUGUUAACUACACUUUUAGUGCUCAAGAUGGUGUCAAUGGGGAGACGAAAAUUCCGUACAGAUUUCCAGCUUAUGUUCAGGAUUCUCAAGGCACUCCUAUUUCUGGGCUUCGUGUCGGUCAUGACUGUUCUAUUUGUAGUUUGUGGUCUCACAAUGCAAGAUUUAUUUGCUGGCAUCCUCGCAUUCAUGCCCACGGGCUGGGCCCUUCUUCUUAUUGGACAAGCGUGCAGGUCGUUGUUUAUGUGGAUAGGAUUCUGGGAUUCAAUAAAGGAGCUAGCAAGGGCAUACGAAUAUAUAAUGGGCUUAUUGCUUUUCAUGCCAAUAGCGAUCUUGUCAUGGUUCCCGUUUGUCUCGGAGUUCCAAACUCGCCUGCUCUUCAAUCAAGCAUUUAGUAGAGGCCUCCAAAUUUCUAUGAUUCUUGCUGGAAAGAAAGAGGGAGCUGAUGGAGCUGAUGCAGGAAAGAAAGACGGAGCUGAUGCUGGAAGGAAAGAGAGUUUCCAUAUUUCACGUUCAUUGUUUUCUUUUUAAUUGUAUCUAAAAGUAGUUGGAGUCCAAGAAAGAUGGUAAUUACUCUUACAAAAUCCAUUGAUAUGAUGAUUUUCUUUUUUUCGAUAGCAAGCUCGGGCACGAAAUUAGUGACUUUCCUUCAGAUAUUACUUGUUAUUUCUCACUGUUGGACGGGGUAUGGAUUAGCGUGUGUACGCGAGCUUUAAAACGAAAUGAUUUAUAACAAUACAAGAUAGAACAGUAUUAAUUUUCCAAA